CCACGGUUAUUACAAACCGGAGGAAUAUUUGUAUUUCAUAGUAGUAGUAAACAUUAUGGUAACAUUACGGUAUUUGAUAAUGAUUGGUCAUUAAAAAGUCCCGGUGAUCAAAAUUAUGAAUUAUUUGGUACUUCCAUUGAAAUUUAUGGAUUUGAAAUCGUAAAUAAAAAUGAUAAAUAUUUUGACGUACUGAAAUUUGAUCUUAGUGGAACAGAUGAUUUUCAAGGAUUUGGAAA
Messenger RNA from Dentiscutata erythropus, 236 nucleotides. The record is from the annotation of a GenBank genome assembly. NCBI's taxonomy places the organism in Eukaryota, Fungi, Glomeromycota, Glomeromycetes, Diversisporales, Gigasporaceae.